AUGGACCAAUUUUCCACACUAAAUAGUUUUACCUUGCAAGUUGCUGUGACUUUUAUUGCUUGGUAUUUUGUUAGUUCAGCAUCUAGUAUUGUCAAUAAAAUUACAUUACAGAGCUAUCCAUAUCCUGUGACGGUUGCUUUGAUGUCACUUUGUUACGUUGAACUUUGUUCUGUUCCGGUAUUUCGGUUAUGGCGUAUCAAGCAGCCGUCUAUAUCGAACUAUUAUCUUAUAUAUUAUAUCAUUCCAAUCUCAUUUGGUAAGGUGAUUGCUGUUGUUAGUGCAUAUGUAAGUGUUUGGAGAGUCUCAGUUUCAUACGUACAAACAGUAAAAGCAACAAUGCCAUUAUUUGCUGUUUUUUCCGCUCGAAUCAUUUUGAAAGAGCGCCAAAGCAAGCAUGUUUAUCUAUCAUUAAUACCGAUCAUAAUUGGUGUAGCUAUUGCAACAUUUACCGAAUUAUCGUUUGACUUAGGCGGUUUAUUAAGUGCUUUAUUAUCUACUGGUAUUUAUGCGAUGUUAAAUGUUUUUGUUAAAAAGGUAUUGGAAGGAACUGAUAUUCAUCCACUUCAUUUACUAGCCUUAAAUUCUCGUAUUGCUGCCAUUUUGUUAUUUCCGGUUUGGUGCCUCCGUGAUGGCUUACUAUUUUGGCGUGGUGUUGAGUUAACAAAGAAUCAAUCGUCACCUCACGAGCCAACUUUUGUCGUUUUUUUAUUGCUUUCUGGCACACUUUCAUUCCUUCAAAAUUUGUGUGCUUUCAUAUUAAUUCAUCGCUUAUCUGCACUUUCCUACGCAGUAGCAAAUGCAGCCAAACGUAUCACUGUAAUAUCUGCGUCAUUAAUUACUUUACGUAACCCAGUAACUCCAGCCAAUGUUUUCGGCAUGUUUUUAUCCAUAUUCGGUGUUUUCCUUUAUAAUCGGGCUAAACAGUGCGAAAAAAAGUGUCGCGUUUUGCCAAAAUCGCAAACAGAGUUAACGAUAUCUAAUACUUCGUCGGUUUUCUUGAAUGGUUCAGCAAUCUAUAAUGACAGACUUACUCCAGAAAUACCAUCAAUUGAUUUGGUCCAAAUGAUUUGCUGUUGUCCAAAAUUGUUUCUUCGUUGGGCAGUGGUCGCUAUUUUUGUUGCCGUUUUAAUUUGUUUAUUUGCAGGACAUCCAGACAUCCGGUAA
Acanthocheilonema viteae is the source of this 1164-nucleotide messenger RNA. Lineage: Eukaryota; Metazoa; Nematoda; Chromadorea; Rhabditida; Onchocercidae. The record is from the annotation of a GenBank genome assembly.